UGGAGUACUGAGCACUGCCACACGACUCGGAACACAGCCCGGACCGUGUUCUUCUGAGUAUCAGACCCCGUGUACUACCAGUGGGAACAGGUCACCACCAUCUCCCUCCUAUUCAUAAAGUCCAAAUUCUAGCCUUCUCCCCCAAUCCUUCCGAUGCUGUCUGCCUACUGUGUACACCGCUGAAUUCCAACAUCCAGCAGCUCUUACACUCAGAAACCCUCGGGUAUUAGUCCUGUUCCAUCAGAUCCAAGAACACAAACCUCGGCUCUCCUCCCCCUAUACCAGAGGUCUAAGCCUCAAUUCUCUUCCCUCAGCCUAGAGUCCUGAUUUUUGCCCCCUUCCUUUCUUAGAACUAGGGGUCUGGGCCUCAUGUUUGAACUUUCCCCUCCUCUGAACUUGACUCCUACUGCUGUGUCAGGAAAAAAGAACCAACAGGUGGCACCUGCCGCCAGGGUCUGAACACGACCACCUGCCGCUGUUGCUCACCCGGGUCCCUCUCUCUGCACCUGCUCCUGUCUGUCGCCAGUGACCGCUCCACCCAACCCACAGUUCAGGACGCGGGGGAGGAGAUAGAAAGGGAACCCUCGAAGUGAGCCUGGCAGGUCCUCCAGGAGCGUGUUCCCCGCCCCUUUUCUGGGUCCUAGCAGGGUUUCUGAUCCAAAGCUCGCUCUCUUGGCUCCCACUCACCCUAGAGAGGGGAGUCGAGGGCGGCCCUAGGCUUGCGGGGUGGAGCCUAAGGUCUCCAGCCUAGUCCGCGAGACUCCACCCGCUUCAAGGCACUGCUGAGUAGCUGAGCGGAGCCUACCUGCCUCCUGUUAUCCACUUUGACCCCGCGCUCUGGUGGCUCUGACUUCCUCUGUCCAGGUCUCCACCCCAGCCUUGGCAAUGACCCUGGCAGCCUCCUCCCAGCGCUCACAAAUCAUCCGUUCCAAGUUCCGCUCUGUCCUGCAGCUUCGGAUCCACAGACGGAAUCAAGACUGCACCUCUGAUUCAGAUCCGUGGAUCUCAGCCUCGGGCCCAGCUCUGGCUCCAGCUUUGCCCCCUGUUCCUGCCUCUUUCCUUGUCGGCCCUGGCGUCUUGUCCCCUGAGCCAGCAUAUUGUCCUUGGAGAUCUCCAAAGAAGGAAUCCCCUAAGAACUCCCAACACUGGAAGGAGCCUAAGGUCAGGGGGAACUUGACAUAUCACCUGUACAUGCCUCCAGAACAGAGACAAGGGCCCAGGGCAGAUCUCCAAGUGGAGAGGUCAACUCUGGGUCCCCCGGAACCACCUCUAUGGGAAAAGAAAAACUCACAGAGACCACACCCUCGGAUGAAGCCUUCCUCACCAAGAGUCUCCAGUCCCUCGCCCCCUUCACACAAGCUGGAACUUCAGACCCUUAAACUGGAAGAGCUGACGGUCUCAGAGCUUAGGCAGCAGCUGCGCCUGCGGGGACUCCCGGUAUCCGGGACCAAAGCGAUGCUUCUGGAGCGCAUGCGUGGUGGCACCCCGCCCAGAGAACGGCAGAAGCCAAGGCGCGAGGACAAAGAGGCCGCGGCUCCCUGGCCGCGCCUCAGGCCCAAGGCGCUGGGAACUACCCGGCUGCCCGGCACGGUGAAGGCAAGCGCGACAAAUCGUAAGCUGAAGUUUUCUGGAGCUGCGGAGCCCCUAGUGGCAGCUCCCACUCCUGUUCCCGAUCCCGCUCCCUCUCCAGCUUUGGCUCCAGCUCCGUCUCCAGCUCCAGUUCCAGCUCCAGCUCCCUUCCCAACACCUUCUCCAGCUAGCCUGACUCUGGAGGAGGAGCUGCAGGAAGCGAUCCGUAGGGCACAGCUGCUUCCAAACCGCGACAUCGAUGACAUCUUGGAAGACCAAGUGGAGCCAGAUGAACUGCUGCCUCCCAUGCCCUUGGACUUCCCUGGCUCAUUUGACCUGCUGUCUCCCUCCCCGGACUCGGAAGGCUUCUCUUCCGUCUUCUCUUCCUCACUACCGUCCCCCACAAGCUCCCUGUCCCCUUCUCCAAGGGCCCUCACUGAUUCUUUGGACUGGCUGGAAGCCUUGAGUGGGGGUCCACCACUGGGCUCUGGGCCUCCAGGCCCCAGCAUCUUCUCCGCGGACCUAUCUGACCCCAGUGGCAGUCGGCUCUGGGAACUGCUGCCAGAUCCAUGGUGACAGACCCUUGGGUUUCUAAGGAGAGGUCAUCUGCACCCACAGAGACCCUCCAACUACAGAGGACUCUAGAUGCCCUCAUCCCCUCCCGGCUCACUGCUGCUGACAUGUUAUGCACCUGGACCUGCCUACCCAGCCUCUGUCUGACCCCUCCCCAAGCCCUGUAAUUGGGGUUUGGGGUUCAUUUGCUGCUGGCCGGUGCAAAGAAGCUUGCUGUCUCCUUCAGAGACCUGCGGGUUGUGUGUGCCCCUUCCUCUGGACACUGGAGGCUGCCUGCCAUCCGGGGAUCUGGGUCUUUGUGCUGUUUGGGUUCAGGAAAGGACCAGGUGAGGGUAGAAGAAAGGUACCCCAAGUUCUAGUUAGAGAUGAGAGGACCAGAAGCUACUAGUGGGAGGUGAUUAUAACCUCCCUGUGACCUUGAACUUAUGACUCCGCCCCCACCCCAGUGCUGUGCUCAAAACUAGCUUUCUUGGUUGUUGUUUUGUUUUGUUUUGUUUUGUUUGGAGAGCAAGUCUUGCUGUGUAGUGUCAAGCUGGCCUGAGACUUGUGACAAUCCUUCUGCUUCAUCCUCCUGGGUGCCGAGAUUACAGAUGUGAGCCAUUUUACCCAGCUCUCAUGGUUUAUUGGAGGGCUUCCAGGAGCCAUGAGGUAGGGAGAGGAGAUAGAACGCUUCUCAGGUGAGCCUCUGCCUCCCUCCCUCAUGCUGGGACCGUGUCUGGCUGGUGAAUUAAACUGUGGCUCUCUCACGUGGUCUGAGGCUCACGAGACUGGCA
Molecule: messenger RNA, 2915 nt
Organism: Rattus norvegicus (Norway rat)
Lineage: Eukaryota; Metazoa; Chordata; Mammalia; Rodentia; Muridae
Source: RefSeq, a predicted model, not a curated record